Messenger RNA from Lecanosticta acicola, 1562 nucleotides. NCBI's taxonomy places the organism in Eukaryota, Fungi, Ascomycota, Dothideomycetes, Mycosphaerellales, Mycosphaerellaceae. The record is from the annotation of a GenBank genome assembly.
AUGGACUUUGAUCUUGUGGUCAAGAACGGCAUCAUCGUCAGUGACAUCAAAAUUGCUCGAAGUAAAUAUAUGCUCAUCAGAAGCAGGUCACAGCAAGUGAAGUUCUCUCCGAGGGAUUGGAACUCGGCAUCAAAAAUGGCAAGAUCUCUUGCAUUGGAACCUCGCUGCCAAUCUCCAGGACAACUAAAGUAAUAGACGCAGAGGGAGCGUACAUAACACCGGGCGGAGUAGACAGCCACGUGCAUCUCGCACAGAAGAACUCUCCCACCGGCGACACAUGGGAGACGGGGACUCGGAGUGCCAUUGCGGGAGGCACCACCACCGUCAUUGCAUUCGCAUCGCAGCAACGAGCCGAUACCUCCUUAUAUCCCGUCCUGAAAGACUACCACCAGAAAUCUACCGAUCAGUGCUACUGCGACUAUGGCUUCCACUUCAUCCUCACCAAUCCGACGCCGGAGAUCCUUCGCGACGAGCUGCCGGUGCUGGCGCAGGAAGAGGGCAUCACGAGCGUGAAGCUGUACAUGACCUAUGAGCUCAUGAAGCUCAAUGACCGCGAAGUCCUCGGGAUCAUGUUUGCAUGCCGAAGUCUUGGGAUGACGACCAUGAUCCACGCCGAGUCGCACGAUAUGAUCAGCAUGAUCAUUGAAGGCCUGGAGAGGAACCGGAACACAGACCCGUACUUCCACGCCGUCGCACGGCCACGAAUAGCGGAAGACGAAGCAUCCUAUCGGGCCAUCUCUCUCGCAGAGCUCUCGGAUGCCCCGAUCCUCAUCGUGCACAUGUCGUCAGACGUUGCCGUGAGCCAUGUGCGCGAUGCCCAGACACGGCUGCUUCCCAUCCACGCAGAGACCUGUCCGCACUAUCUCUUCUUGCUCUCCGAGAAAAUCAAGGGAGAACCUCAUGAUCACUUCUCUGGAGCGAAGCAUGUCUGCUCGCCGCCCCUUCGUCACGAACCGAAAGACCUUGAGGCUCUUUGGCAAUCCAUCGCCAACGGCACCUUCACCACAUACUCCUCCGACCACGCUCCCAGCAAAUACGACCACCCAGGUGGCAAGAGGUUAGGGCUGGUGGAUGGCAUCCCCAAGUUCUCCAAGAUUCCAAAUGGUGUCCCCGGCCUGGAAACCAGAGUGCCGCUCCUCUUUAGCCAGACCCCAGCGUGUAAGGCACCAGGCGAAGAAAAGCUAAGCCUGCCUCGCUUUGUGCAGCUCACGGCCACCAAUGCCGCCAAGCUGUAUGGUCUUGAUGGUCGUAAGGGAAGCAUAGCCCCAGGUUACGACGCAGAUCUGAUCAUCUGGCACCCUGGCAAUAAGGGUGCAACAAGUAUUACCCAGGCCGACAUGCACCAUGACAUAGACUACACGCCGUUCGAGGGCAUCGAAGUGGGCAAUUGGCCGAGAUAUACUCUCCUCCGAGGCGAGGUGGUCUGGGAUCGGUCGAAGGGGAUUGUUGGUGGAAUGGGGUAUGGCAAGUUCUUGAAGCGAGGGCAGGGCCAAAUUCUUACUGGUAAGAUUGGUAAUACGCCGCGUGGAAUGAAGCCAGGAGAGCGCGAGUAUUGGCUAUGA